Messenger RNA from Naegleria fowleri, 504 nucleotides. RefSeq lists its product as uncharacterized. Bases 1 to 504 code for a protein of 167 amino acids. The transcript has 2 exons. NCBI's taxonomy places the organism in Eukaryota, Heterolobosea, Eutetramitea, Acrasida, Naegleriidae. The record is from RefSeq and is a predicted model, not a curated record.
AUGCCAAAACAUAAUGAUUUUGUUUUUCCACCAAAGAAUGCCUUAUCCAUCAUUGGUUUCAUCAUUGGUUGUAUUUGCUCCGUCAUGUAUAUUGGUUCUCGAUUUCCUCAACUCUACAAAAACUACAAAUCCAAAGACACAGAAGGUCUUUCUCGAAUUUUCUUUUUCCUCGCCAUCUCUGGCAAUAUCUGUUAUGCUACCUCCAUUUGGUUAUUCUCUAUCGAUGGUCAAUACCUUAUUACGAGAAUUCCAUGGCUUUUAGAGACUCAUGUCAAUGUGGUGCUAGAUUCAAUUAUUCUCACACAAAUAUUCUACUAUCAUAGACAUAGAAAAGGUGCAAUCAUCCUUAAUAAUAGUGAGGAUCAAAAACAUCACGAAGACAAUGAGGAUCUCCAUUCAAAGGAUUCCCACAGCAAUGAUUCACACUCUGUGACCGAAUCUGCCACUCGAUCCUCUUUAGAUUCUUCUGAAUUGAAACUCAUUCCUGUCUCUAAUACUAAUUGA